AUGAUCGCGCCCCCAAAACCCAGUGGCCCGCUCUCGCCGACGCAGACACUCGUCGACGGCCGCGUCCCUCAAAAAUAUUCGGCCGCGCGCCGCUACCUUCUUCUUCUGACGUUCUGUCUUGCACAGUUUCUCGACGCGGUCAACAACUCCGCGCUCUUCUCUGCCAUACCUGAUCUUGAGAACUCGCUAGGCAUCACCGAGGCGGAGUCAACGUGGGUCAUCUCUGCCUUUCAGCUCACCUUUGCCUCCUUCCUCCUCAUCAGUGGCCGCAUCUCCGAUGUGUACAACCCUAAGGUGGCCUUCACCGGCGGUGUCGUCGCGCUCGGUCUCAUUUCCGUCGGCGCGGGCUUCGCGAAGGACAAGAUUGCCAUCAUCAUCCUUCGCGCGUUGAGUGGCAUGGCCGCCGCCAUGACCAUUCCAUCCGCGCUCGCGCUCCUCGUCAGCGUCUUCGUCGAGCCCAACGAGCAAGCGCGUGCCCUCGGUCUCUUCGGUGGGUGUGGCGCGGUCGGUAACGUCCUCGGCCUCAUCAUCGGUGGGAUCUUCGUGCAGUACGCCAACUGGUCCUGGGUCUUCUGGUUCGUCGCGAUCGUCGCGGCACUCAUCACGGUCAUGUGCCUGUUGCUUGUCCCGCCGCAGGAGCCCAAGGUGCGCGUCGCGUCUGCCGGCCCGCGCUGGCGCGCGCUUGACCUCGUCGGUGUCUCGGUCCUCACCGCUGCGCUCAUCCUCUUCAUCUUCGCGAUCACGUCCGGUAGCGCGUACGGUUGGGCGACCGCGGAGGUGCUUGUCCCGCUCGUUAUCUCCGUGCUCAUGGUCGCCGCGUUCUUCUGGUACGAGACCCGCAUCCCGCCCGACGUCGCGGCGGUGCCCCCGAGGACGUGGUUCCUCCCGAACUUUGCGGUCUUGUUUGGGACAGCGCUGUUGCCGUACUUUUGGUGGACGACGAUCUUCACCGUCUUCACGCUGUUGUGGCAGGACGAAUAUGGCUGGUCGGCGAUCUCGACUGCCAUCCACAUGAUCCCGAUCGGCGUGCUCGCAUUCUCGAUGUCAUUCACAGGCCCGCUCGCACGCAAGAUCAACCCCAAGUGGAUCAUCCUCUUUGGCGAAAGCAUGCUCGUUGUCGCGACGAUCCUCCUCGCGUUCGCGGACGGGCCCGACAAGUACUGGCCGUUCGUCUUCCCCGCGUUCGUCCUCGGCAGCGGCGGUGCCAUGCUCGCCUACACGCACACCAACAUCGCGAUCUUCCGCACGUCCCCAUCCUCGAUGGCCGGCACGGUCGGCGCGAUUUUCAACGGCGCGCUCCAGCUCGGGUCCGCCGUGGGCAUCGCCGCGGUCGACUCGCUCGAGGAGUCUGUCCAGGAGCAGUACCCCAACACUCCGUACGUGGGCCAGCGCGCCGUGUUCUGGUUCCUCCUCGGCAUCGUCUGUAUUGAGCUCGUCGCGAUGGCUAUCUUCUACCGGACGGACUGCGAUCUUCUGGGCGCUGAGGGCAAGCAGGCGCUGGAGGGCAUCGACCCGGAGAAGAUGCGCGACGUCGAUGGCAAGCUCGCUGAUGCAGAGCAGGGCCGGGGAUUCGAGCCUCAGGUCGACUCCGCUGAGCAGGGGAAGCACGAGAUCCAUGUGCGCGCGGAGCGGGCGGCGAGCGUGCAUGGUCACCUCGGGCGCCACUCUCCUCAACCCCGGAGCCCCGUCAGCCCUGCGAGUACGCUGAGCCCGCAGACGCCGGCGUCGGACGUGACCCGCGUGUGCUUCUUUGGCGUGGACGAGCAGGAGCGGUUUGCUGAGAGCGGCGGCGGCGAGUGGAAGGGCAAGGGCGACGAUCCCCGCAAGGAGGUGGAGGUAGAGGAGAGGCGGGUGAACGACUUGCCGGUAUGA
Molecule: messenger RNA, 1872 nt
Organism: Rhodofomes roseus
Lineage: Eukaryota; Fungi; Basidiomycota; Agaricomycetes; Polyporales; Fomitopsidaceae
Product: MFS general substrate transporter
Exons: 6
Coding region: 1-1872 (623 amino acids)
Biological process (GO): transmembrane transport
Cellular component (GO): membrane
Molecular function (GO): transmembrane transporter activity
Source: RefSeq, a predicted model, not a curated record